Caenorhabditis sp. 36 PRJEB53466 is the source of this 269-nucleotide messenger RNA. The record is from the annotation of a GenBank genome assembly. NCBI's taxonomy places the organism in Eukaryota, Metazoa, Nematoda, Chromadorea, Rhabditida, Rhabditidae.
AUGCUUCAAAAACUUGAGGUUUGGUGGAAAUAAGGACUAGUCUCCGACAAUGAUAUAUUUAGAAACUGCCUUAUUCUACAAUUAACCGAAAGCUUAGCGAGGUCGAUUCGCAGCCACUCCAAGACGAAUCCAUUCUCGUGACAACGAUCGGACAGUUCAGAGGCCGCAGUCUAAAAAUGAAACUGAAACAAAAGAUUUUGCAGGGCAUCAAUGACGAUGCGUUCCAUUCAUUUUCGCACUCGUUCUUCCUCCGUUCCAACGACGGAUGA